GUUCGUGCGCACUUUGCCUGUGUUGUUCAUUUGUUUGCUUCAUUUUGUAAGUUUUUGCCCUUACAGCUGCUCUCCUGGGAGCACGUUUUCGUGCCGGCUCAAACGCUGGUAUGCUUGGCUUGGCAGGACUUCCAGGCUUAAGUGGCGAAAUUGGUGGAUCUACAUUCGAUGGCGACGAAGAGGGAAGUGAAUGUAACAAUUUGAAUGUUCCUGCGGGCUGUAAUAUGGGAAGAAGGCGUAGUAGGGCGGUGCUAUACCAGCUUUCCGGUCACUACAAACCGGAGAAAGGAGUGAAAACCAAACUAAAACUUGGAAACAAUUUGCUGCAUUCAACAGAAGCACCCUUUCCGGAAUACAAAACACAAGCCUUAAAAAAGUCGCGGUUCAUUCUUCCACAUUAUGGUGUCUUUAAGGGAUUCUGGGAUUGGAUUAUAUUGGUAUCAACAUUUUAUGUGGCUAUUUUGGUGCCAUACAAUGCUGCAUUUGCGAAGGCUGACCGUCAGACAAUGGUAUCGGACGUAAUAGUGGAGGCGCUCUUCAUUGUGGAUAUUAUACUAAAUUUUCGGACAACGUUUGUUUCCAGUAAAGGUGAAGUUGUAUCGGAAUCUAAGCUAAUAGCUAUAAAUUAUUUAAAAGGAUGGUUUGUAGUGGACUUACUAGCUGCAUUGCCAUUUGAUCACCUGUAUGCUUCGGACUUAUAUAAUGGGGAAGAAUCCCACAUACAUCUCGUAAAAUUAACACGGCUGUUGCGGCUUGCACGCUUACUACAAAAAAUGGACAGGUAUUCACAGUACACAGCAAUGAUUUUGACAUUGUUGAUGUUGUUAUUUUCCCUGGUGGCUCAUUGGUUGGCUUGUAUCUGGUAUGUCGUUGCAGAAAAAGAAAACAUGCUGAAUGAAAACGGAUGGGAUAUUGGUUGGAUGCAUGCAUUAGCAGAGCGAUUAAAAAUUCCAAUUGCAAAUAUAACAAAUGCCGAAGCCUACUCAACUGCUCUGUAUUUUACUUUUACGAGUCUAACCUCCGUUGGAUUUGGGAAUGUCUCAGCAAACACGACCGCUGAAAAAGUGUUUUCAAUUGUAAUGAUGCUGAUUGGAGCCUUAAUGCAUGCCGUAGUGUUUGGAAAUGUAACUGCAAUUAUUCAACGCAUGUACUCGAGACGAUCUUUAUACGAAAGUAAAUGGCGUGAUCUAAAAGACUUCAUAGCUUUACAUCAAAUGCCAAAAGAGUUGAAACAAAGGAUUGAAGACUAUUUUCAAACUUCAUGGUCUCUUAACCAUGGAAUAGACAUAUACGAGACAUUGCGUGAAUUUCCUGAAGAACUGAGAGGAGACGUUUCAAUGCAUUUACACCGCGAAAUUCUACAACUGCCUAUAUUUGAAGGUGCCUCACAGGGUUGCCUCAAACUGCUUUCUCUUCACAUAAAAACAAUUUUUUGUGCUCCUGGUGAAUACCUUAUACACAAAGGCGACGCACUUAACUAUAUAUAUUAUCUCUGUAAUGGUUCCAUGGAAGUAAUAAAAGAUGAAAUGGUAGUUGCAAUUCUUGGUAAAGGCGACCUAGUUGGAUCAGACAUCAACGUACAUCUAGUUGCUACUUCGAAUGGACAAAUGACUGCAACAACAAAUAGUGCUGGACAAGAUGUCGUUGUAAGAUGUAGUAGUGACAUCAAGGUAAUUAAUCCCAUACACAAACAAACUUCCCGCGGCGCCAUAAUGCUCAAAUUACAAAUGCGCAUAGUCAGAGGCAAUUCGAGUUUUUCACGAGAAAUUCCGGGAAUUCCGCAAAAUUUUCAAUCCCGGGAAAUUUGA
Messenger RNA from Calliphora vicina (urban bluebottle blowfly), 1808 nucleotides. RefSeq names its product Eag-like K[+] channel (gene Elk). Gene Ontology annotation, molecular function: voltage-gated potassium channel activity. Lineage: Eukaryota; Metazoa; Arthropoda; Insecta; Diptera; Calliphoridae. The record is from RefSeq and is a predicted model, not a curated record. The transcript has 10 exons. Bases 111 to 1808 code for a protein of 565 amino acids. Gene Ontology annotation, biological process: potassium ion transmembrane transport; regulation of membrane potential. Gene Ontology annotation, cellular component: plasma membrane.